AUGCCCCAGCAACUGGAAGAAAAGCAUGAAAUUACCCCCCAUGUUGCACCACCUAGAAAUAGGUGUCAGAGGAGGGAGGAAGAGGCUAGGAACUAUGCCGGAACCUCUUACCAACAACCACGGCAAGAGGCCGAGGAAUAUGAUUCAGAUGAACAGCAGAGGUCCUGUGACUUGGACGACGACGAUGAGAAUUUGCCAUUCUCGAGGGAACUAAGGAGUGCCCAGGUUCCAAACCACUAUGUAAUGCCAAAGAUACCUAAGUAUGACGGGAGAGGCGACCCAGAGAAGCACCUAAAUGCUUAUAAAACUCACAUGAGCCUAAGGGACGCCACCCGAGCUACGAAAACCCCACAAGGAUCCCGUAGGGGGAGAGGCCGAGGCCGGGGUUCGGGACCUAGAAAUAGGUCAAAUCAGAACCCACCGGGAUACUGUGUACACCACCGGUCCUAUGGACACGACACAGUGGAUUACCGAGACUAUGCGCAUCGCUCCUGGCUAGAAUCCCCUAGGGACAGAAAUAAAUCGUCCCAGGCGAAUAGGCACCCGCCCAAGCACGACAACCGACGUGGGCAUGAGGAGGCUGUUCCCCGUCAAAGGGAUGUUUCCCAACGACAGAGGGAGCGUGAAAUGGAGAGGCCUAAGGGAAGGACGCAGGCACCGAAGAAACCGACAAGCCCAGGAUGA
Molecule: messenger RNA, 684 nt
Organism: Olea europaea var. sylvestris
Lineage: Eukaryota; Viridiplantae; Streptophyta; Magnoliopsida; Lamiales; Oleaceae
Exons: 2
Coding region: 1-684 (227 amino acids)
Source: RefSeq, a predicted model, not a curated record